Messenger RNA from Drosophila rhopaloa, 1089 nucleotides. RefSeq lists its product as uncharacterized. The transcript has 5 exons. Bases 76 to 387 code for a protein of 103 amino acids. The record is from RefSeq and is a predicted model, not a curated record. Lineage: Eukaryota; Metazoa; Arthropoda; Insecta; Diptera; Drosophilidae.
UAACAUCUCUAACGAAAAGGUAAACAAAACCAAAAUAAACAAAUCGGGACAAAUACAACGAAAAAGUGGCAUAAGAUGUGGCUGCCACAGCGCACCCACCCUUCCUGUGGUGCCCCUAGUGUCGUGCCGGAAUCACUGCCAGACGGUCCACGACCGGUCCAUCUCCCCCAACAGGGAUUCGCGCGACCAAAUUUGCUGAACUGGACGAGGGGUGAGAAAAAGCGGCCGCAGGUAAAUCAGUAUCAAUUUACAAAGGUGUGGAGUUGGCGGUCCGGAGAUCGGUACCACGCCUUGGUUUGGCCACUGUGGACCGCGAAGGAGCACGGUCAGGGUCGCGACGCUGCGCUGCUCGGGUUCUACGUGCCCGGGACGGACUCUCCGAGAUAACAAAUAGAAAAAUCACGUCGACAUGGCUUCGAUGUCUGGCAGCAACUAAACCCUAUCCCUGACCUACGCAGUGUCAUGCUCAUUACGCCAUAUUCCCUUUCCCUCUCCCAAAAGUGGGUCAUUGGACGAAUCCAAGGCCAUCCUAGCCAUACCCAGAGCGAAACGGGCUAGUUUAAAUAUGUAGCUAGAUAGCCAAGGGCAGGAGCAGAAGGGGCGACACUUUAGUAGGGGUUGCCACCCUCCAACUUUAUCGAUACCAAAAGCGAAUACCUACUUCUUAGUUCCUCCAGCCGAUUCCAACAUGAAAUGCAAUACCACCUAAGGAUUUAGAGAGACGCCUCCGAACCAUGGCUACUCGACGAAAUCAUUGGGAGCAUUGGGGAUCGGUGCCUGGCGAAAUCCGUAUGCAGUUCCAAACGGUGCCCUGCGCGGGGCCCACGCUUACCAAGUACUGCCUUUGCUUUUUGUUGCGCUCCUUUAAUUUGUGCAGCCUUUUUCACGCUUUCCACGUCGCUGUCGCCUAUCACCGCCGGAGCCAAGCCAAACGCUUGCCAGAAGUCAACUCCAAAAUAGGCCUCCUGCUCCAGGUAUUUCGACGCGUCCUAUAAUCCUCUCUAGACGCCGUGCGGACUACGGACAGGUAUUUCUGGACAGGCACGUCCAACGCCUCGACCAGCUCCCUGUAACCUUUGCCCAGCAGGC